Daphnia pulicaria is the source of this 7280-nucleotide messenger RNA. It is a transcript of the gene Mgtor, whose product is annotated as nucleoprotein TPR-like. Bases 152 to 7135 code for a protein of 2327 amino acids. Gene Ontology annotation, biological process: protein import into nucleus; mRNA export from nucleus. Lineage: Eukaryota; Metazoa; Arthropoda; Branchiopoda; Diplostraca; Daphniidae. The record is from RefSeq and is a predicted model, not a curated record. Gene Ontology annotation, cellular component: nuclear pore. The transcript has 17 exons. Gene Ontology annotation, molecular function: structural constituent of nuclear pore.
UGCUUACGAAUUUUGAUGCCCAGGUUUGAGGGCCCACGACGAAAAAAGUUUAGUCUACAAAUUUUACUCACGCUCUCGCCAAGCUCAGACAUCACCUGUUCUACCACAGUAUCUACCGAUCUUAUUUUCCUACCCGGCGAGGUCCUUUUCAAUGGCGGCCGUUAGCCUCUUGUCGUUAGUUUUAUCGGAAGAUGAAUUUAAAAUUCUAAAUGACUCGAUAAAAAUUAAGUUAGAAGAGGUAUUGAAAAAGCAUGAAAAUGAUUCCAACCACCUGAAUAUCAAAUUUGCCAAGCUCCAAACCCAGUCUGAACAACAGUGUUUUGAGUUGGAUUCACAGCUUCAGCAACUACAAGAUCGUUCACGAAGAGAGGAAUCUCUAAUUCAAGAAUUGACAGAUGGGAAAGCCAAGGUAGAAGCCGAUCUUGCAUCCUCACAAGAUCAGCUCAAUCAUGUUGGAUCAAAACUGGCUUUACUGGAAGCUACUCACCAAGAGUGGAAGAAAGAAAAGGAAUCACUUUCAGAAGAAAAGGAUAAUCUUAAUUCUCUACUUUCAAGAAGAAAUGACGACCUGGAUAGACUUACAGGGGAGCUCAAGGCUUUAACUGAUCAACUUGUUCAUGCCAAUAAAGAAAAAUCUGAAGCCCUUAUAAAAACUGAAGAACUUAACAGCCAACAGCUUGCUCUGGAUUACAAAGAAAAAAGGCUGAAUCAAGAACGGGAACUUAUUGUUCGACAGCAGAGGCUUUUGCAAGAUGAACUUGAAUCCAGAACAAAGGAGGUUAUGAACAUCAGACGUGAGAAGACUUCUAAGGUGCUAGAACUGCAAGCAGAUUUGUCUGAGAAAAUUGAAGAGUUACGAAUCGCUCAGAAAUCCAUCGGUGAACUAACAACAACAAUUGAGCGACACGAAAAACAUACUAAAGAAUUAAACGAUAAACUCAAGGAACUAAGUGAAACAGAAAUGAAAAUGUCCGAAAAUAAUAGAAAUGAGCUGAGAUCUCAAAUGAGACUUUGUGAUUUGUACAAAGCAUCGAGUGAAGACGCCCAAGCCAAAGCUGAUGAAAUUACCAAAACUACCGAAGAAUUGCAAAGACUACUUCGUGAUGCCUCAGUGCGAUUUGGAAACCUGGAAACAGAUUCUAAGGCUCAAAUUGAUCAGCUAAAUGACCAAUUACAGAAAAGUUCUGAAACUAAUGGGGAAUUAAAGAAAGAACUUGAACGUGCCAAUGCCUUACUUGAUCCCAACAAAUCACGUUUAAUAACUGAAGAAAACAUAGAAGCUAUGUCACCAUCAGCUGCUGCAGCUUCACGGUUGUUGAAAUCAGGAAUGACCCUGACGCAGAUUUAUAGUCAAUAUGUCUCCAUUUCCGAGCAAAUGCUAUUCAAAGAGGAAGAGAAUAAAAAGCUGAAUAACUAUAUUGAUCAGAUUCUCCAGGAACUUGAAGAUCGAGCGCCAACCAUAGCUCGACAGCGAGAAGACUAUGAGAAAUCAAUUGAAAUGGUUGCCAAUUUAACUAGACAACUUGAUUUAGCUGUAGAAGAAGCGGAAACCGAGAGAGAAAAUGCUCUCGAAGCUCGCCGUAUGCUGGGACAGUCUCAACGAACUUCUCAACGUCUCGAGAAGCAAGUUUCUGAUCUGAGUAAACAAGUUUGUUUGCUCAUUCGUGAAACUGAGGAGCUUCGAGGUAACAGGAUACGCGACGAGCCCGCUGACGAAGACCAGGUGACGUCCAGUGAAGGAUCGGCUGCUGCCGUAAUUAGUCGCCACCUCGUCACGUUCCGUGAUGUUGAGGAGCUUCAACAGAAAAAUCAAAUGUUGCUGACCACCCUCCGUGAAGUAACCGAAAAGCAAGACGCUGCUGAACAGAGUGAGAUUGAUACCAAAACCGCCAAAAUUCAGCGUGCAUUGGAAAAUGCACUGACUGAAGUCGAACACCUUCGAGAUACUCGAAGGCGCCAUGAAGAGCUGAUGGAGAGUGUUAUCCAACAGCGAGACAUGUAUCGCAUUCUACUUCAGGAAGCCGGAUUAGGAGACGCUCAAACACCGUCCAAAUUCCGUAGUGUUGUCACGUCAACUCCUGCUCAAGUUAGGCAAGAAAGUGCUCGACCGGCAGACAUAGAACUGCAGCUUAAUGAGAGUAAAAAGUGUGUGGAAGAGAAGGAGACAAAACUCCAAAGCAUCCUUAAAGAAAAAAAAGAGAGGGAGGCUGCUUUAGACCACCAAAUUCAAGCACUUCAAGGCCAGUUAGCUGAAUUAAGGGCACAGAACGUACGGUUAAGUACACAUAACGAAUAUUCCGAUUCGAAGGAAAAGUUACUGCAGGGUAAUUUGGAUUCUUGCAAGAAACAGUUAAACGCUUUAGAAGAUAAGAAUAAGGUGUAUGCCACCACAAUCGCUAAACACGAGCAAAGCAUUGCAGUUCUACGAGACGAGGCUAUGAAUGCUCAGCAACUCCUUGCGCGGGCAGAGGUAAAUGUUUCGAUGCUUCAAGAAGAAAAACAAUUACUGAAAGAUGCUGAACAACGUCUUCUAGUCGAGAGAAAUGCAUUAGUAAGCGAGCGACGUAGCCAAGGCCUUCUUCAUGCCAACUUGGAAUCGAUCAAGCUAAAUUUGGAGCGUGGCGAAUGUGAAACUCGAAUGCGUUUACAGAACAACGUCACUGCUUUGGAACAACAAAUUGAGUUGCUACGAAAGAAACUAGAUCUUGAGGAACAACGUUAUCGAGAAACAGUGAAAUCUUUCGAAGAUAAACUUGCAUCUGAUCAAGUUCUUUUGAAAGCUGCAGAAGAGAAAGCCGCCAAUGCGGAAGCACAAUUGGUAGCAACUCGUGAACGUUUGACUCUGGCGGAAUCGCGAACAGGAUUAACAUCUCCAACUCGGAAAGGACAAGUAACGCGUUUACUGUCUACUACCCCAACAUCCGUCGCUGCUGCUAAUGACAGUGAUCUUGUUGGUGAUCUACGAGCUCAAUUGGCUGAAGCGCGUACGGAAUCGAGCAAGCAUCGAGAGCAAUUGGAACUCGUUCGCCAACAAGCCGAACAAUACCGUUCAAUUGCCGAUAGCAUGGAAGAGCAGCUCAACAAAAGUAACGAAGCCAGCCAGACAUUCAAGCAAGAAACAGAACAACAUUUGGUUAAAUUAAAUGAAGAUCGUUCAGAACUAGCCCGCAACCUUCAAGAAGCUCAGAAUAAACUUAAGACUUUGGAAGAGGGAGCGGCGAUCUUGGGUCAAGCAACGGCGCACCAGUCAGAAGAAGUUUCUAAUCGCAUUACAGCACUCGAAGCCGAAUUAGCUUCAAUGGCUGAGAAAUUUAAAUUGGCCGAAGAUUCUGAAGCAAAAGCCCGCGAAGAAGCAUUAGAUCAAGUAAAGAAUGCCAAGGAAGCACAAGAAAAGUACGAAAGGGAAUUGAUGCAGCACGCAGCCGAUGUGGAACAGCUUAAUUCCGUCCGUGAUCAGUUCGAACAGACCCUCUCUCAAUUAGCUGUUCUUCAACAGACUUCAGCUAGAAUAGAAACUGAGCUUGCGAGUGGUCGCAUUAGUUGGGAAACACAGAAAGAAAUGUUGGAAAAAGAAGCCAGUGAAAAGGCUCGACGCUGUUCCGAUCUAGACAAACAGGUUGAUUUAAUGCAACAACAGAUUGUCACUUUAAGUACUCGCAUGGCAGCAGCGACACGUUGCCAGGAGAUAGCCGUCAGGACGCAAAGUGGUGACGAUUCUAACACUUCGCUUAAUGUCUCCAUCAGUGAAGAAGAUAUGCGUUCUACUGAUCAAUUGCUCGAACUCGUUCGAUUUCUGCGUCGGGAAAAGGAAAUUGCCAUUUCCCGAUCUGAAGUACAAGAAGCCGAAACGCAGCGUCUCAAGACACAACUGGAACAAGCCGAACGUCUUGCAAGUGAAGCUCAGACUAAUUUGCAUCAUGAGCGAGAGCGGUCUGCAACAUCUGCACUGACAUCCGAGAAACAUACAGAAAUGCUUCGUAGAUUGGAAACACUGAAUGCUCUUACGGAUAGUAACCGACUGUUGCGAGAUGAACGAAGUGGUCUUAUCAGUCGACUUGAAGAACUAACGGUUAAAGUGAGUGCUUUGGAAACCGAAUUGGAACCAUUGCGAUCUACAAACCAGGAGUCAGCCAGUAAAUUAGAUGAGCUCACUUCCGAGAAUAAUACAUUGCGCAAGCAAGUUAUGGUUUGGAGGACAAGAACCAACGCCUUGCAAGAACGAGCAGGCCGAGCUACAGCCGAUGAGAUUAAGAAGUUACAAACUGACAAGGAGCUGGUUCAGAAGCAAUUAGAACAAAUUCAAAAACAAGUGGAACACAUGAAGGAGAUCCAAACCAAGACAGCCACGCAGUUGACUGAAACUCAACGAAUCAACACGCAAUUGAUUACAACACAGCAUAAAUUACAGGAAGAAGCUCGUGUUGCCAAAGAGGAGUCUCAAAAAGCCCAGACGGACAUGACUACAGCUAUUGCCAAACGUGAUGAAGAAACAGCCAAAGCUGCGGAUCAAGCAAAUCAGUUACGCCGUAUUGCUCGCAAGUACAAGACACAAUACGAGGAGCUCAAAGUCGAACACGAAAAACUAGUCGGAGAUAAAGAAACCUUAGCUUCUGCAGCGGCAGAUUCCGCAAUGGCAACGACAACAGCAGUCCAAGAUGAAGCUGCUAAUGCUGCAACAGCUGAGGCAUCUGCUGCUACGGCUGUCGCUCAGUCCACGCGAAUUCAGGAGUUGGAGGAGCAGAUAGCCCAAAUGACUGCCGAACUGGAGCAAAUUAAGCAAGAGAAUCAAGCCAUGCGUUCAAAAGAUGAGAAGGCUACAAAUGUUCUGAAAACAACUCGUCAAAAGUUAGCGUCCUUGCCAAACCUCAUCAAGGAGAAGGAAGCUCUUGUUUCUCAACUAACAGAAGCACGUGACAAAAUUGAAAACUUGGAACAAGGAAGUGAGGAACUUAAUGUUCGUACUGCUGCCCUACGUUCUCAGUUAGAAGGCCGACUCAAUCGACUAGAGCGAGAGAAUAGCGAAUUAGGUGCGGCUAAACAAGCGCUUGAAAGCGAGCUAGAGACAUUGCAACAACGCAUUCCAGUUUUACAGCGCCAGGUUGAGGCUUAUCAAAAGCAACUCGUUUUGGUGCAACAGAAACAGCAAAAACAACAGAUUCAGCAAGCACCUCAACAAACUAGCAACAAACCCCCCAGUGCUGACAAAACGAUAUCGGAGAAUCCACCCACAGCUAACAUUAAACCCAUGGCAUCAGGAGCAACUGUCACACCACAACGUCCUCCAGUGAGUUCCAGUCCCGGGCAAUCGACAUCAGGACCAAAUCAAAUCCACCGUACCACUCCAACUGCUAGUAUUCGUCCGAUGGCCAUGACUACCCGUACGUUAGCAGUGCAGCCUACUUCUGUUUCAGUAUCUCCCAUGGCGCCACCUUUGAUCGCCAUUGCAGCCCCUACUCCGGUUGCCCCGUCUACUCCGUCUCCAGUUGUGAGAGAAGACGAACCAGUUGCAGGACCCAGCUUCGUGUCCGGAGGUGACCAAACUCAAUCUACGAGUGGAGCUGAUGAUCGCUCGAAAAAAAGAACUCGCGUCACGGAAGAAUCUCCUUCCACAGAUGACGCAAGUGCCAAGAGGACACGUUUGUCUGAACAGACAGAAGAGGAGGUAGAGGUCGUUGAUUUACAUGAUGAACCAACAGAAGAAUCUACGGAAGAAUAUACAGCACGAACCGGCGAGAUGGACUUGGUGAUUGAGUAUGAAGAACAGCCCCAAGACGAUCAUGAGGUCGAAGAGGAAGAAGUAGAAGAAGGUCUUAUCGAGAGUGAGGAAGAAGAAAUGGUAGAAACAGUAGAGUCUGAAGAAGGCGAACAAGAAGAUGAAUGUGAUGAAAUAGUCGUCGAAGAGCAACGGGACGACGUGGAAGAACAAACACAAUCAGGCCAAGAUUCCGAAGCUGUCUUGACAAUCAAUGAAGAUGAAUCAGCUUCAGGCACUGUGGAACAAUCUACUGAGACAGAAGAAAUUGUCAUUGUUGUUCAGGAAGAGCAACAACCCGCUGCGGAAGACGUAGAACCUGAAACGUUCGCACCUGCCUCUACAAACGAAACUGCUCCUUCUUCUGAAGUGUCUCAAACUACUAUUCGCCCUCCACCCAGAGAAGAUCGUUUGCCCUCAUUUGGUAGAAAUACUCUGGCCUUUGAAGACGUGGGGGAUGAUGGAAUCGUUCCCAGUACUCCUGUCCUUCUGCGGCCAAGAACGAAUGAUGGUUUUGCUGAAGCCGUCAGUUCGCCACAAGUCAACACGCGCUUCGUUUUCGGAACUGUUCCGGAUCUGUCGCUGUCGACUGGCAGUAGCCACAUCAAUGCUCCUUCUCAUUUGGAAUCGCAAGGCAUGGAAGAUACACGUAUGGAUUUGUCUCAGCUAGAUGAGAACUCUGGUCGUAGCGUGCCAUCUACGCCAUUGCAAGCGUCACCCCACGACGAGUUGCCUACUGGCUGCCCAGGAGAAGACGCUUCAGUGGUUCCAUCAGGAAAUGCCGAAGAACAAGGAGAUUUCGAAGGUGGUCCUGACCUUGAAGGUGAUGCUGCCGCCGAAAUAGACCUUCUUGGCGAAGAUGACCAAGAUACUGGUAUAGAUAACGAUCAGUCCACCAGUCAAUUAGGGCAAGAUGCAGGUCCUACAAGUACAAAUGAAGAUGAAUCUAUGCCGGAAGUUCAGAAUGCUCAAUCGGUUGAAGGCCCAGGCCAAUCAAUGACGACACAACCAUCUUCUGCACCAUCGUUUUCUUGUUCCCCGACUACUCGGGCGGCAAUGACUCGACGAGGAUCAAUGGCUGGUUUUCCACGUGGCCGAGGAAUGAGCCGCGAAGAUUCACGCUUGUCGGCUGGGCCGAAUCCUAGUCGUCCCGUUCCCAUUACUUGGACGCCCAAUCCAGAAUCGCAGCAGGCUUAUACUCCUAACCCUGCACGUGUUUUCCGUCGCGCUACAGCUGUAGUGGCGUCACCUGCUCCAGGUACGCCUUCUGUAACAACUGAGCCACCUGUUGUUGUCCCCACAGCCGCUCCAGUUCCAUCGCUCAUUCGAGGCAGAGGAGCAACGCGAGGUCGCCCGCGAGCAAGAGCACCAAGGCGGAUGUAAACGUAAAUAUUGUGCUUUAACUUUGAUUUUGAUUUCCGUUACGUUCCUGAUAUUGACAUGUCAGUUUUUUCGUUCUUGAUUUAAAUGAUAUCCUCAAUCUUUCAAGAGGAAUUUUUAAAUACACAGUCUACCAGUUCGUACCGUG